GCCCCAUGGCGUUUAUAUACCGGCUGUUUAUCCCCAUGUCAACCACCACCAUCCGUCUCUGUGACCACUGUAUAGUAGCGCAACAUGGCUGACGAUAACCGCGACGAAGGGAUUUAUGUGGAGGAGGAGGAAGAAGAGGAGAUUGAUGAGUCGGCGUACAAGUCCGUGAAAGAUGCCGUUCUGUUUGCAAUCGAAGUCAGCGACUCUAUGCUUGCGCCCCGCGCCUCUUCAGACCCCAAGCAGCCCACCGAGGAAUCACCUACGACCGCAGCCCUGAAAUGCGCGUACCACUUGAUGCAGCAGCGCAUUAUCUCCAACCCGCAUGAUAUGAUAGGAGUCUUGCUAUACGGGACAAAGGCAUCUAAGUUCUAUGACGAGGAUGAGAAUAGCCGGGGAGGUCUCUCAUACCCACACUGCUACCUCUUCACGGAUCUAGACGUUCCAUCAGCGCGGGAAGUCAAGGAUCUGCGAGCACUGGCUGAGGGCGAAGACGAGGCUAGAGAUAUACUUGCGCCAUCGACGGAGCAAGUCUCUAUGGCCAACGUAUUGUUCUGUGCAAACCAGAUAUUCACCUCCAAGGCUCCUAACUUCCUAUCUAGACGGUUGUUCAUAGUGACGGACAAUGACAACCCCCAUAGCGACAGCAAGUCUCUGCGGUCUGCUGCGACGGUCCGUGCAAAGGACUUAUACGACCUCGGGGUUACUAUCGAACUCUUUCCGAUUUCUCCUUCGGAGCAAGAGUUCGACAGUUCCAAAUUCUAUGACGAUAUCAUCUACAAGGCUUCUCCUACGGACCCAGAAGCUCCUGCUUACCUUAAACCCGACACGAAAACCGAAACGGCAGGGGCAGAUGGGAUCACGCUCCUCAACUCUCUUCUGUCGAGUAUCAACUCUAGAUCAGUUCCUCGCCGUGCAGCGUUCUCUAAUAUCCCCUUCGAAAUUGGACCUGGCUUUAAAAUAUCCGUGAACGGCUAUUUGCUCUUCAAACGCCAAGAACCGCACAGAAGCUGCUAUGUCUGGCUUGGGGGCGAAGAGCCUCAGAUUGCCCAGGGAACCUCGACUCGAAUUGCAGAUGAUACCGCACGCACGGUCGAGAAGCAAGAGAUCCGCAAGGCAUACAAAUUCGGAGGCGAACAAGUCACAUUCACACCUGAAGAGCAGUUGACACUGCGGAACUUUGGUGACCCAGUCAUCCGUAUCAUCGGCUUCAAAUCUCUUUCAGCGCUGCCAUUCUGGGCCAACGUGAAGCACCCGACAUUCAUCUACCCGUCGGAAGAAGACUUUGUAGGCUCGACACGAGUCUUCUCUGCUUUGCACCAGAAGCUUUUCCGGGAUAAGAAGGUUGCGCUAGUCUGGUUCAUUCCUCGAAAGAACGCAGCGCCCGUUCUUGGUGCGAUGAUGGCUGGUGAGGAAAAGCUAGACGAGACCGACGUGCAGAAAUUCCCGCCGGGAAUGUGGAUUAUCCCUAUUCCUUACGCAGAUGACGUUAGACAGAACCCAGAGACGGCCAUGCAGGUGGCGCCAGUGUCGCUGAUUGACAAGAUGCGUGUGGUCAUCCAGCAGCUGCAGCUCCCGAAGGCAGUCUACGAGCCACUCAAAUAUCCCAAUCCAUCUCUCCAAUGGCACUAUCGUAUCUUGCAAGCACUUGCUCUGGACGAAGACCUCCCUGAAAAGCCCGAGGACAAAACGAAACCGAAAGCCAAACAAAUAGACAAGCGCGCUGGCGAAUAUAUUGAAGCAUGGGAGAACGAAUACGCAGAACUAGCCGCUGCUUUUCCCGCCAAAACAACACUUGUGAAGCGAGGCGCAAAGGGGGCAGAAGAUGGCCACGCGACGAAGAAAGCGAAAGUAGACGCUGGACCCAAGGGCUCUGAGGAUGAGGUCCGGAAGCACUAUGAGAAGGGAACCAUAGCCAAGCUCACCCUGCCAAUCCUGAAGGAAUUCCUCACCAACCAUGGUCGCUCUACUGCGGGGAAGAAGGUGGAUCUCGUUGACCGAGUCGAAGAAUACUUCGAGAAGAAGGCGUAAUGGCUGUAAUUUGGCUUUGCUAUAAUGAGCAAUGUAUUUUCAGGAUUUUAUCGUGACGAGUAAUGACAUUGAUUAAGGCAAGAAGACGCAACCUC
Aspergillus glaucus CBS 516.65 is the source of this 2123-nucleotide messenger RNA. RefSeq names its product putative DSB repair complex subunit Ku70 (gene akuA). Gene Ontology annotation, cellular component: nucleus; Ku70:Ku80 complex. The record is from RefSeq and is a predicted model, not a curated record. The transcript has 6 exons. NCBI's taxonomy places the organism in Eukaryota, Fungi, Ascomycota, Eurotiomycetes, Eurotiales, Aspergillaceae. The coding region runs from base 85 to 2028 and encodes 647 amino acids. Gene Ontology annotation, molecular function: DNA helicase activity; double-stranded DNA binding; damaged DNA binding. Gene Ontology annotation, biological process: cellular response to X-ray; cellular response to gamma radiation; double-strand break repair via nonhomologous end joining.